GUGGCAAUUAAUUGAGAAGUAAUUUUGGGAUGAAUAAUUAAAAAAAAAAAGGAAAAGAAAGGAAAAUGGGCACAGCAACAGUUUGGUGGAGAGCGAGAGCUAUAAGUGCAGGAGUAGGAAGCGAUUGGAGGUUGUCCGAAGCCAGAAUCCGGAAAACGUGCAUUAGUGUGUCAACGAGAAGUAGUUGCUGUUCAUCGCCACUAACACUAAUCGUUUCUUCAAUGCCUUAUGAGAAGGAACUCGCCGCUGCAAAGAAAGCAGCCACUCUAGCCGCUCGUCUCUGCCAGAAAGUUCAGAAAGCUCUUCUGCAAUCCGAUGUCCACUCAAAGUCAGACAAAAGUCCCGUUACAGUGGCCGAUUAUGGUUCACAGGCAUUGGUCAGCUUUAUACUUGAGAGAGAGCUUCUUUCUGAACCAUUUUCAAUAGUAGCCGAGGAGGAUUCAGGGGAUCUUCGUAAGGAAAGUGGCCAGGAAACACUGAAGCGCAUUACAGAACUUGUCAAUGAUACUCUUGCUAGUGAAGGAUCAGAUAGCUUUCCUACUUUAACAACAGAUGAUGUGCUUGCGGCCAUUGACAAUGGUAAGUCUGAAGGUGGUCCAGUUGGACAGCACUGGGUUUUGGAUCCGAUAGAUGGUACAAAAGGGUUUGUAAGAGGAGACCAAUAUGCUAUAGCAUUAGGUUUGCUACAUGAAGGAAAAGUUGUAUUGGGUGUCUUGGCUUGUCCAAAUCUUCCACUGGCAUCCAUUGGCUCUAAUCAGCUUCAUUCUUCAAAUGAAGUUGGUUGUCUCUUCUUUGCUAAAGUUGGUGAGGGAGCAUAUAUUCAAGCACUGGGUGGUUCUACACAAACUAAGGUCCAUGUUUGUGAUGUUGAUAAUCCAGAGGAAGCAUCAUUUUUUGAAUCUUUUGAAGCAGCACACUCCUCGCAUGACUUGUCUAGCUCCAUUGCAGAAAAACUUGGUGUCAAAGCACCACCAGUCAGAAUUGAUAGCCAAGCAAAAUAUGGAGCUCUAUCAAGAGGAGAUGGGGCUAUAUAUUUGCGUUUCCCUCACAAAGGAUACCGUGAAAAAAUAUGGGAUCAUGCUGCUGGAAGCAUUGUUGUGACUGAAGCUGGAGGUAUCGUCACGGAUGCUGCGGGGAAUCCUUUGGACUUUUCAAAAGGAAAGUUUCUCGAUGUUGUUUCUGGUAUUAUUGUUACAAACCAGAAAUUAAUGCCAUCGCUUCUAAGAGCAGUUAAAGAAGCACUCAAUGAGAAAGCAUCAUCCUUGUGAUUUCCAUUAAGCUUGUUUACUUUGUGGUCGGUUCAUUAUAUGGGACCUUCUCCUCAAUGUGCUAUAUUUCCUUCGUGAUCUGAAGAACAUGAUUGGAAAUGCUCUCAUUUCCUCUUUGAAGCAGAUUUCUGCUCUUGUUUUUUCUCUGCUAGUCUUUUCCUGACAUGUACUUUUCUUUUUCUAUUAUUUUCUAUCAAUAAGCAGAGAUCUUCGUUUAAAUAUGCUUGAUAA
Molecule: messenger RNA, 1499 nt
Organism: Vigna umbellata (rice bean)
Lineage: Eukaryota; Viridiplantae; Streptophyta; Magnoliopsida; Fabales; Fabaceae
Gene: SAL1
Product: SAL1 phosphatase-like protein
Biological process (GO): phosphatidylinositol phosphate biosynthetic process; sulfate assimilation
Molecular function (GO): 3'(2'),5'-bisphosphate nucleotidase activity
Source: RefSeq, a predicted model, not a curated record